Messenger RNA from Diversispora eburnea, 237 nucleotides. NCBI's taxonomy places the organism in Eukaryota, Fungi, Glomeromycota, Glomeromycetes, Diversisporales, Diversisporaceae. The record is from the annotation of a GenBank genome assembly.
GUUCAACACCUCCAGCAAAGACAAUCUGAUCCUAACGAUUAUUCUAGAGUAUUAGACAAAUAUAUAUCAGAAAGACCUCCAGACGGUUAUGGGGUGUAUUCAGAAAAAUUUAUUUAUCGUGAUCUUAUAAACCCAACUCCUUCGGCUAGUCAAAUUAUGGAAUCUCUAGUCAACGAUCUUUAUAAAAAAUUAUCAGAUAAAUUCUCGAAGAAAAAUGGAGGGAGUUGUCAAUACUGA